CAGGCUUCUGAGGAAUUCAAAGCGAUUGCGAUUCGCUUGUACGAGAAACCAAAUUCGAUUGAGGAGCUCACCGAAGUGCGGGAAUGGAUUUCCACCAUUCCCGACAGGCUAGAAGAGCGGCAGGAAGGCAUAGACAAAGCGAUGUCUGAUUAUGAACUGAUUGACGCCUUCUUCUACAACCUGUCGGCGGACGACUUCAACGCAAAGUGGACUACAAUCGGCUGGCCACACAAGAUCAGGCAAAUGAUCAUUCAGGUAGAGAAGAAUUUGGAGGAGGAUGAAGAGCGGUUCCGUAAAUUACAAAUAUCUGAAUCCUCCGCGUUCAGUGAUAAGAUUGACACACUCACGAUGAUGGUGUCAUCCAUGGCAUCAUACACGGAAAUCAGCAAGGCGCAGGAGGUGGCCAACGAAGUGCGACGCAUCUACAAACAGCUUCUGGACGCUCAGGCACUGGCUGGAACUUACAACAAUAGGGAGAGGCUAUUCGGAUUGCCAAGUACUAAUUAUGACAAAAUUCCACGCCUACUGAAGGAUUUUGAACCCUUCAAGAACUUGUGGCUCAGUGUGGCAGACUGGCUGAAGACGCAGGAAGCCGUGAUGAAUGAUCCCCUGACCUCGAUUGACGCAGAACAGGUGGAGAAGCAGAUACAAGAGAGUUACAAGACGAUGCAUAAGUCUGUUCGUAUCUUCCAUGAACUUCCGGGAGUGCAGGAAGUGGCUAAUCAAAUCAAAAUGGCAAUCGAAGAAUUCAAGCCUUUCGUUCCGCUCAUUCAGGGCCUGCGCAACCCAGGUAUGCGCAAACGCCAUUGGGACGAGUUGAGUGAAAUGUUGGGUGUGAGUAUUGUGCCAAAGUCAACGCUCACUUUUGCAAAAUGUCUGGAAAUGCGCCUCCAGGACCACAUCGAGACCAUUGCCAAGGUUGCGGAAGUAGCCGGAAAAGAAUACUCCAUCGAAAGUGCACUCAACAAGAUGGUCUCCGAAUGGCAAACUGUCGUGUUCGAGGUGAUACCCUACAAGGACACAGGUACUUGUAUCAUUAAGAUUGGUGACGACGUCAACCAGUUGUUGGACGACCACGUAGUGAUGACUCAAGCGAUGAAUUUUUCGCCGUACAAAAAGCCGUUUGAGGAGCGCAUAGCCCAGUGGGAAGCGAAGCUGCACACAACUCAGGACGUGCUGGAUGAAUGGACCAUGUGCCAAAGACAGUGGCUCUACUUGGAGCCGAUUUUCAGCUCAGAGGACAUUAAUCGACAACUGCCGGUCGAAAGCAAACGAUACUCCACUAUGGACAGAAUUUGGCGCAAAGUAAUGAAGCAGGCAGCUGACCAACCCCAAGUGAUAACACUCUGCCCUGAUCCAAGAUUACUGAACAGUCUGAGGGAGUGUAAUCGUCUACUGGAUCAGGUACAGAAAGGGUUGAGCGAGUAUUUGGAAACCAAGCGCCAGGCAUUUCCACGCUUUUACUUCUUGUCUGAUGACGAAUUGUUGGAGAUCCUGUCGCAGACCAAGGAUCCGACAGCUGUCCAACCUCAUUUGCGGAAAUGCUUCGAGAACAUUGCCAAGCUCACCUUCAAAAAGAAUCUGGAAAUCACUGCUAUGCACUCUUCUGAAGGUGAGGUGGUGAAUUUCGAGCAAUGCACAUUUCCAACUGGUAAUGUGGAAGAAUGGAUGUUGGAGAUUGAGAAACUUAUGCGUCUCUCGUUAAAAGCGAUCAUUGGCCGAUCCUUGGUGGCGUAUCAGAAAACUCCGCGUACAGAGUGGGUUUUGAACUGGCCUCAACAGGUGGUGAUCGCCGGAUCUCAGACUUAUUGGACAAGCGAAGUGACCUCAGCCAUCGCGACAGGCGCACUAGCCCAACUGUAUCCGAAGUUACUAAAACAGCUGGAUGGCUUACGUCAGUUGGUACAUGGCGAACUCACGAAGCUUGGACGCAUGACGUUGUCUGCUCUGAUUGUGAUCGAGGUUCACGCACGUGAUGUGGUGGCUCGAAUGAUGGAGGAGGGAGUGAAGAACGUGAACGACUUCGAAUGGAUUAGUCAACUGCGUUACUAUUGGAAUACGGAGCAGGAAGAUUUGAAGCUACGUGCGGUUAACGCUGAGUUCAAUUAUGGCUACGAGUAUCUUGGCAACACAACGCGACUUGUCAUCACUCCGUUGACGGAUAGGUGCUAUCUGACGUUAACGGGUGCCCUACACUUGAAGUUCGGUGGGGCUCCAGCUGGGCCAGCGGGAACAGGAAAGACAGAGACCACCAAAGACCUGGGCAAAGCGUUUGCAGUUCAGUGUGUGGUAUUCAACUGCUCGGAUCAAUUGGACUUCAUGGCUAUGGGCAAGUUCUUCAAGGGUCUGGCUUCCGCUGGCGCCUGGGCAUGCUUUGAUGAAUUCAACCGAAUCGAUAUCGAAGUUUUGUCCGUGGUCGCACAGCAAAUCACCACCAUUCAGAAAGCACAACAACAACGAUUGGAACGUUUCAUAUUUGAAGGAGACGAAUUGGUACUGAAGCCAUCGUGCGCCGUAUUCAUCACAAUGAAUCCAGGUUACGCUGGCCGUACUGAGCUGCCAGAUAACCUGAAGGCCCUUUUCCGACCAGUGGCCAUGAUGGUACCGGAUUAUGCGCUGAUUGCGGAGAUAUCGCUGUUCUCCUUCGGAUUCUCUGACGCACGUCUUCUGGCGAAAAAGAUUGUUACAACAUUUAAAUUGUCAUCGGAACAGCUGAGCACACAGGAUCACUACGACUUUGGAAUGAGAGCAGUGAAAAGUGUAAUAUCAGCGGCUGGAAAUCUGAAAAGACUAAGUCCUGAAAUGGACGAGGAUCUGGUCUGUUUGCGGGCAAUACGCGAUGUCAAUGUGCCCAAGUUCUUAUCCGAUGACCUGAAGCUGUUCAAUGGCAUAGUGUCCGACCUGUUCCCCAACAUCAGAUUCCUCAUGGAAACUCCUGUGGACCAUGGUGAUUUGUCUCUAGCGUUGAAGACUUCGUGUGGGAAAAUGGGAUUGCUCGAUGUAGAAGCGUUCCUACACAAAUGCAUUCAACUCUACGAGACGACCGUGGUUCGACAUGGUCUUAUGCUCAUUGGACCCACUGGCUCUGGGAAGACAAAGUGCUACCAAGUUCUCCAAAACGCACUUACUUCAUUGCGAGGGAAGAGAUCGCCCGAUGGAGGGUUUUUCCAAACAGUGCACACUUACGUUUUGAAUCCCAAGUCCAUCACGAUGGGUCAGCUGUACGGCGAGUUUGACCUGCUUACGCACGAGUGGACAGAUGGAAUUUUGAGCACCCUUAUCCGCCAGGGAGUGAGUGCCGCAGAUGAGGACAAACGCUGGUUUGUUUUCGACGGCCCAGUAGAUGCAGUUUGGAUUGAAAACAUGAACACAGUGCUAGACGACAACAAAAAGCUUUGUUUGAGCAGUGGUGAAAUCAUCAAACUAACGGAGGGGAUGACGAUGAUGUUCGAGGUGGCAGACUUGGCGGUGGCCUCUCCGGCAACCGUCAGUCGGUGCGGUAUGAUUUAUCUAGAUCAGAACAUACUGGGUCUGGAUCCGUUUGUCCAGUGCUGGAUCAGGAAGUUGCCGGACGCCAUCUUCACUCACAGAGAAAAACUGCUCUCCUUGUUUGAACUUUACAUGAAGGAGACUCUUCAGUUCGUGAGAACGGAAACGAAGGAAGUCAUUCCGACAACCGACGGUCAACUCUGUUUCAGUCUACUGAGAAUGUUGGAAUGCUUCUUUUUACCGUUUACACCGAAAGAGGCCCCGAUGAGCAAGAGCAAGAAAAUACAAACAGACAAAGUGAAAAAUCUCAAAGCCCCGCUUCGACCGAUGCUCAUGGAUGAUAAAGCAAAUCAUGUAACGGAAGAUGUGCUAGUUCGUAUUGGCCAAGCCUUGGAGCCUUGGUUCAUCUUCUCCUUGGUGUGGUCAUUCGGGGCUACUUGCAACAAUGAUGGCAGAGCCAAAUUCAAUGCGUAUUUGCGGCGGAAAAUGAAGGAACUGAAGAGCAUCUUACCCUUCCCAGAAGAAGGCACAGUGUAUGACUAUCGAUUUGAUGAUGGCGGUUUAUUGCAAGGGAACACCCGAGACGAUGACGACGAGGAUGUGGAGAGAAAGAUGUGCUGGGUGCAUUGGAUGCACAACGUUCCCGAAGUGACUAUUCCACCGGAUGUGCGUUAUUCCGAUAUCAUUGUGCCCACCGUGGAUACGGUGCGUUGUGGACAUCUGAUUGAAAUGCUGUUGCUGGCGAAAAAACCUGUUCUCUGUAUUGGCCCCACCGGGACGGGAAAAACGAUGACAAUUAUGCACAAGCUCACACGUAACAUGCCAAAAGAAUACUUACCAGAAUGCCUUGUUUUCAGUGCGAAGACCACCGCACGCCAGACUCAAGAGCUAAUCGAUAGCAAGCUGGACAAACGGCGAAAGCAAGUGUACGGACCGCCGAUGGGCCGGUUUCUGGUGUUUUUCAUUGAUGAUCUGAACAUGCCUGCUCUUGAGGUUUUCGGCGCUCAGCCCCCAAUCGAGCUGAUUCGUCAGUGGAUGGACUUCGGUGGAUGGUACGACUCGAAGAACAUCGGAGAGUUCCGCAAGCUUGUUGAUGUGAACUUUAUAGGUGCCAUGGGUCCACCAGGUGGUGGACGCAACCCCGUUACGCCGCGCCUAACGAGACACUUUAACUUUUUGGCUUACAAUGAACUGGAUGAACAAAGUAUGCGAACCAUCUUCGGUGUGGUGCUCAAAUCAUGGCUGUCUCGACCAGGCUCAGACAAACCUGCUGCACAGCUCCUGCAGCACGCGGAUGCUCUUGUACAAGCUUCCAUCGAAGUAUACACAACAAUUCAAUCGCAACUUCUACCAACCCCGGCCAAGAGUCACUACACUUUUAACAUGCGUGACCUGUCAAAAGUGUUCCAAGGCAUGCUAAUGGUGGAACCUGGCAGUUUGACUGGUAGUCUGGAGCAGUUGCUUCGUUUGUGGUUCCAUGAGUCGUCUCGAGUGUUCCAAGAUCGCCUUGUCAACGAGACGGAUCGUGGCUGGUUCCGUGAUUUGAUCAGCACCAAAUCCAAGGAGGCAUUCCAACUUACCAUAGCUGAUUACGUUAAGUCUGAACCACUGUUGUAUGGUGAUUUCUUAACCGCUGCUGCAAGUGAUGUGUGGAAAUACAUCGAAAUGACAGAUCACUCGCAGGUGCUUCAAGUGAUCGAAGAAAAUCUGGAAGAUUACAACCAAGUCAACACGGCCAAAAUGAAUCUGGUUCUCUUCAUGUACGCGGUGGAACACAUUUGCCGCAUCGCGCGUAUCAUUCGACAACCUCAGGGCAACGCUCUUCUGUUGGGCAUGAGCGGCAGUGGUCGCCAGAGCCUGACCCGACUGGCAGCACACAUGGCCGAGUACGAGUGCUUCCAGAUCGAAUUGUCCAAAACCUAUGGGUUCACAGAGUGGCGCGAAGAUUUGAAGAAGAUUAUGCUCACUGCUGGUAUAGAUGACAAUCCAGUGAUCUUCUUAUUCUCGGACACUCAGAUCAAAUCGGAAUCAUUCCUGGAAGACAUCAACAACAUCCUGAAUGCUGGUGAUGUGCCCAAUAUUUACAGUCUCGACGAUCUUGACAAAAUCUAUGACGCCAUGAAGUCAAUAGUCAGUGAGCGAGGAUUACAACCAACAAAAACCAAUCUAUUCAACUGUUACACUAAGCGAGUUCGUGACAACCUCCACACCGUAAUCACCAUGAGCCCGCUUGGUGAGGUAUUCCGUGCUCGUCUGCGACAAUUCCCCGCGCUUGUCAAUUGCUGCACGAUCGACUGGUUUAGUGAAUGGCCUUCAGAGGCACUGGAGUCUGUUGCACUCCGUAUACUGCGACAAAUGACCGAUUUGGAUGUGCAUGAAAGUGUGCUUGAAGCGUUGGUGAAGACGUGCAUCGAUUUGCAUCAAUCUGUGAUGCACCACACCGAGCUUAUGAAACAAGAGUUGAACCGACACAAUUACGUCACUCCGACCAGUUUCUUAGAAUUGUUAGGCGUGUUUUCCAAAAUCUACGGAAUGAAAAAGCAAGAAGUGAUCGCCGCUCGAAACAGAACGAAGACCGGUUUGGACAAACUUCUUUCCACCGAGGAAGUGGUCUCAAAGUUGCAAGAAGAGCUGGAGGUGAUGAAACCAGAGCUGGAGAAAGCUGUGGAAGAAUCCAAAGUGACCAUGGAAGAGAUAGCGCGUGAUUCCAAGAUUGCCGAAGAGACACAGAAAGUGGUGUUGCAUGAGGAGCAACAAGCAACGAAGAAAGCCAAAGAAUGCGAAAUAAUACGUGAUGAUGCUCAACGCGAUCUGGACGAAGCGAUGCCCGCAUUGUACGAAUCUCUAGAGGCCUUGAAGGCAUUGAAUAAAAACGAUAUCACGGAGGUACGUGCCAUGAUGAGACCUCCGGAAGGCGUGCGUCUCGUCAUUGAGACAGUUUGUAUCAUGAAAGAUGUGAAACCAAAGAAAGUGGCUGGCGAUAAGCCGGGUGUCAAGGUUGACGAUUACUGGGAACCAGGAAAAACACUGCUCCAAGAUCCAGGCAAAUUUUUAGACUCGUUACUCAACUUCGACAGAGAUAACAUUCCGGACAGCAUUAUUAGCAAAAUUAAACCCUAUAUUGAGUCUGAAAGCUUUACACCAGCGGCGAUUUCAAAAGUCAGUAAGGCCUGCACAAGUAUAUGUCUUUGGGUCCGCGCUAUGUACAAAUACCAUCAUGUUGCGAAGAAUGUAGCUCCCAAACGUCAGGCUCUGCGUGCCUCCGAGCUGGAGCUCGAAGAGACGGAGAAAAUAUUGCAGGAAGCACGAAAUCGCCUGGUGGCUUGCGAAGAGCGUAUUGCCAGUCUACAAAGCAAGUACGAUGAAUGUAUUCGCCGUCAGCGUGAGUUGGAGGAGAAGAGUCAGUUGUGCGAAGCCCGAUUGGUUCGUGCGGACAAGUUAAUUGGGGGACUAGGCAGUGAAAAACUGCGAUGGCAAGAAGCGGUGGUCAAGUUUGAUCAUUUACUGCAAAAUCUUGUGGGAAAUGCGUUGUGCUCAGCCGGUACUGUGGCUUACCUCGGACCGUUCCCCGGCAAAUAUCGCGCAGAAAUGUCUCGUGAAUGGGUUUCAAAGCUGCAAGCCAACGGGGUACCACAUACAACCGACCCAGCUCCAACCUUGGUUCAGACUUUUGGUGACCCUGUGAAAAUACGCAACUGGCACAUUUCCGGCCUCCCUAAAGAUGUGCGUUCCAUUGAAAACGCCGUGCUGGUCCAUUUCUCCCGUAGAUGGCCACUGUUCAUCGAUCCUCAGGGCCAAGCCAAUAAGUGGGUCAAGGCUUUAGGUUCACAAGCUGGAAUGACUGUGAUCAAAAUGACUGACAAAGACUUUUUGAGAAGCCUGGAAAACUCCAUACGAUUUGGGAAGCCAUGUUUGUUGGAAAACGUUGGAGAAGAACUCGACCCAGCUUUGGAGCCAAUUCUGUUGAGACAGACUUACAAACAUCAAGGAGCCACUGUCAUCAAAUUGGGUGACGCAGUGAUUCCUUACCACGAAGAUUUUCAUUUUUACGUCACCACCAAGUAUCCCAAUCCGAACUACAAGCCAGAAGUUUCAACCAAGGUUACGCUGGUAAACUUCACUCUGUCACCCGAUGGUUUGGAAGACCAGUUGCUCGGAAUUGUUGUGGCCGAGGAAAGGCCUGAUCUGGAAGAGAUGAAGAAUCAGUUAAUAGUAGGUAAUGCAAAAAUGAAACAAGAGCUGAAGGAGAUUGAAGACAGAAUUCUAGAGCGACUGAGUGCCACGGAAGGCUCCCCGGUGGAUGAUGUGGAUUUGAUCCAAACCUUAGAGGCGUCCAAACUCAAAUCGAGCGAGAUACAAGCAAAAGUUGUAAUCGCUGAGCAAACGGAACACGACAUCGAUGAGACGCGCAGUAAAUACAUCCCUGUAGCUGUACGCACGCAAAUUUUAUUUUUUUGCGUUGCCGAUCUGGCCAACAUCGAUCCGAUGUACCAGUACUCUUUGGAGUGGUUCGUGAACAUCUUUCUACAUGGAAUUUUGAAUGCAGACAAAGCUGACAAUGUACCACAGCGUGUGAAGAAUAUUAACAACUUCUUCACGUUUAGCCUGUACACCAACGUCUGUCGCAGUCUAUUUGAGAAACACAAGUUGAUGUUCGCAUUUUUGGUGGCCAUCCGCAUUCUGCAGAACGAAGGCUUAAUCAAUGCAGACGAGUAUCGUUAUCUGCUGGCUGGCGGAACCCACAAACCACGUGAGGUCCCCAAUCCGGCGCCGGAAUGGAUUUCAGAUCGUAUGUGGGGCGACAUACUCACUUUGACUGCGCUACCAGCUUUUGCCACAUUACCGGAAAGUGUGACUGCAAAUCGGGACGGAUUCAAAGCCAUUUUCGACUCAGCCGAACCCCACAGAGCAAUAUUUCCAGACCCAUGGCAAAAGAAUUUGGACAGUUUUCAACGCAUUCUGCUGCUACGGUGUCUACGCUCGGACAAAGUGACGAAUGCCAUGCAAGAUUUUGUCACUCACCAUUUGGGUCAGCGGUUCGUGGAGCCUCAAACCACAGCGCUGCCCGAAGUGUUCAAGGAUAGUUCUCCAUCCGCUCCGCUGAUCUUUGUGUUGUCACAGGGUACGGAUCCGGCUUCGGAUUUGUACAAGUUCGCCGAUGAGAUGCGUUUUGGAGGCAAGAAACUGUCGGCAAUUUCCCUUGGUCAAGGACAAGGGCCACGUGCUGAAGAACUUAUGCGCGCAGCUAUGGAACGAGGAAUUUGGGUGUUCUUCCAAAAUUGUCAUCUCGCACCAUCGUGGAUGCCCACAUUGGAGCGCCUAGUGGAGCAAAUAGACAAAGAUCGAGUACAUCGCGAUUUUCGUCUAUGGCUCACCAGCAUGCCCAGUGCCGAUUUCCCGGUUUAUAUACUGCAAAACGGAUCUAAAAUGACUGUCGAACCACCCAGAGGUUUGAAGGCCAAUCUGAUGAGGACGUAUACAUCCAUAGAUGAGAAUUAUUUGAACAAUGUACCGGAUAAGAACAUCGCAUUCAGACACCUGCUCCUUUCGCUGGCCUUUUUCAACGGUGUCCUAAUAGAGCGGAAGAAAUUCGGCCCACUUGGAUUUAACAUUCCGUACGAGUUCACCACCGGUGAUUUGAGGAUAUGUAUGGACCAACUGGUCAUGUUCUUGACAGAGUACGCAGACAUCCCGUACAAGGUACUACGCUACACCGCCGGACACAUCAACUACGGCGGCCGAAUCACGGAUGAUUGGGACAGACGAUGCACAAUGAGUAUUCUCGGUGACUUCUACAACAGUCGUGUACUACGAGAGGACCACUCCUACUCUCCGUCUGGGAUCUAUCAUCAGCUGCCCGAUAUGGCCGAUCAUGCUACACACUUGGAGUACAUUCGGUCGCUACCGAUAAACGAUCCACCGGAGAUUUUUGGCCUCCACGACAAUGCCAACAUCACGUUCGCACAAAAUGAGACAUUCGCUCUGUUGAGCUGCCUUCUUCAACUGCAGCCGCGCUCAACUGCAGCUGCAGGACAGGGGCCACAGCGUGAAGACAUCGUGGAACAGCUCGGUCGAUUUUUGUUAAUAAAGACACCGACGUUGUUCGAUCUUCAGGCGGUGACCGAGAAGUAUCCGGUCAUGUACGAACAAUCCAUGAACACGGUGCUAACACAAGAAGUGGUACGAUACAACAACCUAUUGGACACCAUUCAUGCAACAUUGAAUGACUUGAUGAAAGCUCUCAAAGGUUUGGUUGUCAUGUCUGCCAGUCUGGAAGAAAUGGCCGGCUCAUUGUUCAACAACCGAGUGCCGACCGUGUGGGCAAACAAGGCGUAUCCAAGCCUCAAACCGCUGGCCACUUGGAUAGAAGAUCUCAUUAUGCGGGUACAGUUCAUACAACACUGGAUCGACAACGGCAUCCCAUCGGUAUUCUGGAUAAGUGGCCUCUACUUCCCUCAAGCGUUCCUGACUGGAAUAUUGCAAAAUUAUGCUCGCAAAAUGCUCAUUUCCGUGGACACAAUUUCGUUUGAUUUUCGGGUGAUGGACGAAGAUGCCGAACUGACAGAAGUCCCAGCAGAUGGCAGCUAUAUUCGCGGCUUGUUCCUCGAAGGUGCUCGUUGGGAUUACAAACGCCGAGUUCUGGGAGAAUCCAGACCCAAGGAGUUGUAUGCGAACAUGCCCGUUAUCUGGUUGCUCCCGGUGGCGAAUCGUAAGCCUCCAGCGAAGGGAGUUUAUGAAUGCCCAGUCUACAAGACAUUGACAAGAGCCGGUGUACUGUCAACCACUGGUCAUUCCACAAACUUUGUGUUCGCCAUCGACAUCCCGUCAGACAAGGAACAGAAGCACUGGAUCCAGCGUGGAGUUGCACUCCUUUGCUCCCUAAAUUACUGAUAGAACAAAUGCAAAGCGAACUAACUGACUGGCCCUAAAUCCGUCCCAGAAUUGCUGUGAACUCUUCCACAGUACCAAAGGCAGAACGGUAUCCAGUCAGCAUAUCAGCGCCUCUGAAACAUUCAAUUCUCUCAACCAAAGACGAAAUUUGGUUACCAGAUCCUUACAGUCAGUAAACGACUGCAACUCCCUUACUUUUACACACAAAGGUAUGGUUUGCGUGCAAUUUUGGGGCCCUUCAUCCCCCUAACCCACUUGUAAGAUUAUGAGAAUAAAUGGAUAGAAUUAACAG
Messenger RNA from Dicrocoelium dendriticum, 10672 nucleotides. NCBI's taxonomy places the organism in Eukaryota, Metazoa, Platyhelminthes, Trematoda, Plagiorchiida, Dicrocoeliidae. The record is from the annotation of a GenBank genome assembly.